AAGUUCAAAACACUGUGGAACAACAUGAGCAAAGGGAAAACGAGCAAAUAUUACCAAAAGUGCAAGAAAGAUUUUCCAAAGCAACUAAAGCAUUGUCGGAGUGCAUUGUGUCUAUGGAAACGGUUAAUUCAUGGUAUUGCAUUUUGCUUUUCUCUUAUAGUCUAGGACCUGUAUAUGAGUUUGUAUGCAUUUCAUUUACCACAGGUAAUCUCAACUGUUUUAGGGUAAAAUGACCAUGGCGGUCAACAUGGCAUAUGUGCCAAAACCUGAAUCCGGGACGAAAGUCCUGAAAAUGACCCCGCCCUGAAACGGCAGUGCCGACAUAGCUCUAACUUCCGAAAAGCAAAAGCGACAGCCUUUCUGAAGUGCUUAUAGUGUUUAGAAGGGUUGCUUUUAGGGGUGGUCAUUGGAAGGAAAAAUUUGUGUAAGUAUAAUAUUUUACAAGAAAAUGACCAUUCAUCACCCCAGGUAAAUUGCUGAUUAUGCAGAAAAUAACUAAUAUACCUGGCAGAAAUUAAAUAUCCUUAUUUCCUAAAAAAAUUAUCAUGGGAUGAAAAACUAUGCUUAAUUUAGUAUAAUUAUUGUAGUUUUCAUAAGGAUAGUCACUGUUUUCUAUAAAUAUAAUAUAUUUUAUUUCACUUACCCCCCACGAAAACACGAUUUCAGCCAUAUUUUGCGCUCUUGUUUGCUUUAUAUCGCCGUGUCUCGCAAAUAACAUCCAGUUGUUGUACUUUUACAUAAUGGCAAAUGGCUAAAGAAGAUUACAACCAAGUUUCGGCAAGUUUUGGAGCAGUGCAGUGUAUUUUAUCUUCGAUAUUGUGUCCUUCGAUAUUUCGUCCAAUAUGCCGCCAUUUUAAUGGCUCGCCGAUUCUCUGCCCGAUAAAUGCCACUUCUUCGUCUUCAUAUGUAUUUAGAUUACAGUAUCCAAGAGUACUUCAUUGUAGAAUAGUCCUAAUCAAAAUAUUGAAAAGAUUACUUGCACUUGGAAGGAAAAAACCUCCCACAACAAAUUCAGGAUAGGAAUAAAAACAAAUCAUUUGAAAGUCACGCGCAAUCUUCGCGAAAAUUCCUCGACAGGGGGGGCGAAUAUUUUCACGAAACGUUGUUCGCCACCACAGCAAUUCAUGUUUCAACUAAAUACAAUAGUAUUUAUUGUAUUUUAUGAUUUAAAAAUAAAAAUUAAAAACAAUAAAUAUUUACGUAUUUUUAUUAUCAAUCAUAAAAAUGCAAUAAAUAUAAUAUAUCCAGACAUCCAGUUAGGUCGCUGUGGCGAACAACGUUUCGUGAAAAUAUUCGCCCCCCCCCUGUCGAGGAAUUUUCGCGAAGAUUGCGCGUGAUUUUCAAAUGAUUUGUUUUUAUUCCUAUCCCGAAUUUGUUGUGGGAGGUUUUUUCCUUCCAAGUGCAAGUAAUCUUUUCAAUAUUUUGAUUAGGACUAUUCUACAAUAAAGUACUCUUGGAUAUUGUAAUCUAAAUACAUAUGAAGACGAAGAAGUGGCAUUUAUCGGGCAGAGAAUCGGCAAGCCAUUAAAAUGGCGGCAUAUUGGACGAAAUAUCGAAGGACACAAUAUCGAAGAUAAAAUACACUGCACUGCUCCAAAACUUGCCGAAACUUGGUUGAAAUCUUCUUUAGCCAUUUGCCAUUAUGCAAAAGUACAACAACUGGAUGUUAUUUGCGAGACACGGCGAUAUAAAGCAAACAAGAGCGCAAAAUAUGGCUGAAAUCGUGUUUUCGUGGGGGGUAAGUGAAAUAAAAUAUAUUAUAUUUAUAGAAAACAGUGACUAUCCUUAUGAAAACUACAAUAAUUAUAUUAAAUUAAGCAUAGUUUUUCAUCCCAUGAUAUUUUUUUUUAGGAAAUAAGGAUAUUUAAUUUCUGCCAGGUAUAUUAGUUAUUUUCUGCAUAAUCAGCAAUUUACCUGGAGUGAUGAAUGGUUAUUUUCUUGUAAAAUAUUAUACUUACACAAAUUUUUCCUUCCAAUGGCCACCCCUAAAAACAACCCUUCUAAACACUAUAAGCACUUCAGAAAGGCUGUCGCUUUUGCUUUUCGGAAGUUAGAGCUAUGUCGGCACUGCCGUUUCAGGGCGGGGUCAUUUUCAGGACUUUCGUCCCGGAUUCAGGUUUUGGCACAUAUGCCAUGUUGACCGCCAUGGUCAUUUUACCCUAAAACAGUUGAGAUUACCUGUGGUAAAUGAAAUGCAUACAAACUCAUAUACAUGUCCUAGACUAUAAUGAUCGUAGUUCCAUUUAAUCGUAUAAGCCUCAAGGUUCCAUAUAAUCGCUCUCUCCUCCGCAGAGGCUUUAGUUUUCUUAGGAUUUAAUAUUACGAUGAAAUACAUUUCACUGCACUUUACAUGGCGGAUCUUGGAACACGAGCGUAGCCGCUGGGCGAAGGAGCGCAGAUCGUAUAACAUCAAGGUGACCGGCGUAUUGGAAUGCUAACAAAUGUUUGUAAUCAUGCAGUCAAGACUAAUUUGCCCUACAGCACACAAGAGAUAAGACAGUUCCAGACUAUUUUAUAUCGGUGACCAUGAUUUGGUCCCGAAAGUGUCGACCAAAUGGAAACCAGGCUUAAGGACUAUUAGAAUUAGAAUUAGAAUAGAAUAUAUUUGCUCACAAAAAUAUUUACAAUGGGAAUAUAGUUAAAAUACAAUAAUAUAAAGGAGCUAGGGACCUUUUGAAAUCCUGUUGGACUUUUGAUAUAAGGCCCCUAUAUUGUUUUGAUUAAAAUAAAAUAUAUGAAUCUAAAUUGGUUCAAUAUAUAUAAUACAGGGUGUAUCAAAAAAAAGGUAAUCGAACUUCAGCGCGCUAUUGUAUCUGAAUUACUCUAAGUAUGAACGAGAUUUUUUCACAUUCGGAAAGAUCAUGCUAUUAGCUGUUAAAUGACAUCUUCUUCAUGCCAAAUGGAUAAAAAAUGAGCAAAUACGAAUCCGAUAAAAAAUCUUAGUCAGAAUCGCAUAUUUUCACCGUUGAGAGUUAGGUCUAAAACCAUUGAAAAUGAAUUCCCUUUAGGACUUAAGUUGAUCAAUUUCACUUCAUUAAACUGCACACAUAUUCAUAAUCUUAGCUAAGCUACGACACGUUCGUGAUUAAUUGCUUUUUUCUUUUGUUAUGCAUUGUUUUAAUUAGACACAGAGGUGAAAAUAUGCGAUUUUAACUAACAUUUUUAAUCGGCCUCGUACAUGCUUAUUUUUUUUCCACUUGGUAUAAAAAGCAUGUCAUUCAAUAGCUAAAAGCCUGAUCUUUCCGAAUAUGAAAACCAAUUGUUCAUACGCGGAGUAAUUCACGUAUAAUAGCGCGCUGAAGUUCGAUUACCUUUUUUUUGAUACACCCUGUACAUGUUUUAGCUAACAAUAUUUAUGUUAACAAGUAAUUUAAUUUUGCUUUUUUCUUAAAGGAAAAAUACGAUUUUUGAUUUUUAAUUUCUUCAUCAAGACAAUUCCAUAUCGAAAUUCCCUUGUUAAAAACAGUGUGAACACGAUAGUUCGUCCUUUUGUAACUAACGUGUAAUUUUGAAGAGUUUCGAGUAUUAUAAUUAUGCAAUUCUUUAUUUUGAAUAAAAUGACAAUUGUAAAGGUUUGGCAAAUUUUGAUCAUAAUUCAUGCAGCGAUACAUAAAUAGACUGCAAAGAUGAUCAUUAAUUUUGUAGAUAUUCAAGAUUUUAAGAUUAAAAAAUAAAGGUUCUGAAUGAUCUGUAUAAGAUUUAAAACACAUUAGCCGGACAAUUUUCUUUUGUAUCUUUAAUAAAUUCUGUAAUCUUGUUGGAUAUGUAUUACCCCAAACUAGAUUUCCGUAUGUAAGGUAUGGAUAGACCAAUGCAUAGUAAAUCAAUUUCAAAGUGUUUUUAUUUGUAUAAUGUCUUAAUUUAGCAAUCAUACCUGUAGAUUUAGUUAUGCUUUUUAAAACUGAGUUGAUGUGGUUAGUCCAUGUCAACUUUUGAUCAAUAGUGACACCUAAGAACUUCACGGAAGGCACCUGCUUAAUUAUAUCAUUUAUUUUUAUUGUUAUCUGUGAAUCCAGUGAUUUAUUUUUGCACUUAAAAAUUACAAUUUUUGUUUUGGAUGAUUAUUUGCAUUGAGCCAUUGAACUACCUUAUCAAGUUCAUUUUGUAUAGUACUAGAUAAUGAUUUCAAGCAGGAAUUUGAAUAGAAAGCAUUUGUAUCAUCAGCAUAUAAAACAAAAGAAAUAAAUGGCAUGUGCUAAAACCUGGACGAUGGACUGGACGAUGGACUGGACGAUGGACGAUGGACGCUGGACGAUGGACGUCCAUCGUCCAGGUUUUAGCAUUUGUGCUAAAACCUGGACGAUGGACGAUUUUGAUUGUAGUUACAGCCGUUUCAACAAAUUCAGUCUCCAAAUUCAGUCUCCGGCUAUCACUUUGUCAUUAUAGACACUAUACUAUCAAUUUGACACACCUUAAUGACCUUACUUACUUACUUACUUACUGAAAUUUGAUUGACAGUUAAUUAAAUAGAAAUUUUACAAAUUUACAACAUUUUAAUCAAUGUUACAAUUCUCGACGUUGCACUUUAUCGUGGCCUUAGCCUGCGAACAGGCCCUGGGUUACGGGCGGCGCGAAGAAUAGAGGGCCUGCACGGAACUAUAGGUUUUCUUGGUAGUGGCGUUCGUAUAGAAACGCAGGCUUCUGAUUGGCUUACACUCGUUGACAAAAUUACUAAAAAUAGCAAAUGUCAACAACAGCAUUUUGAAGAAUUUGAACUUUAUUCAUUUUAAUAUUAUAUAUUAUAAGUCUUAUAAGACUAUCGAACAAAUAAAACUAGAAAUGGAAACCAAAAGCAAUAGCAAAGCAUCACAGCAAAAAGUCUAUCAUAAAUGACUUGAAUCUAUCGCUUAAAUCCAAUAUACGAAACUAUAACAGUAUUCUGAACUUCGUCUUCGGAUUGACAUCAGUCACAUCAGACUAAGUAUAGUACAUUUUGAGGUCGUCGUGGCUUCACGGAUUAUUCUCAUUAGUGAGCAAGUCAGCGAGCGAAGGUAUACAAAAGAUACCCAAAUGUGUACGAAUAAUUAUAUUGUUGAUCCUCGCUGGCAUGUCAUUUAGAUAUAAAUAUAUAUCGUACAUUAAACGCUGUACUAUUUACUGUAUAAACUGCUGACAAUUUCGUCGUCGAUACGGCUUCCACCACUAUGCUUCCACUAUUGGCACACUCGUGAUUUCGAAGAAAUUAAUAAAUACAUGCUCAUUUAUCAUUUAUUUAGACCACAGUUAGUAAAAUUUUAGACGUAUUCGGUAUUCCAAAUCCCAAUCUAUCUGACCGUAUUUUAGUAAUAGCUUCAAAUAUUCAGAACAAUUUUGUUCUUUCAGUCGCACAUAGUACAAGUAUUACUGUAUAUUGAUUCAAUGCCAAUGGUAGUAUUUUAUUCGGCUUUAUAUAUAUAUGUGUAUUGAUAUCUAUUUAAUAUUUGAAGAAUUCUAUAUUUUUCCGAGUAAUAUUUUGUGCGGCCCGCUAAUGCUUUGUAUUAUACAUUAUGUACACGCCUUGCGUCAAUUUGACAGUUGACAGUUUAUUUAUCGCAGUCGACGCUGAUUGGUUCGCGAUUCGCAGAUGCGAAAAGGGGAUGAUUGAAUAAAACGCAUGGUUCCGUGCAGGCUCACCUUUCUCCCAGUGAGCCUGUUCGCAGGCUAUCGUGGCCUGUGAUUAACGUUCAAAUCACCAUGGAAUAUACCUACUCAGAAGUUUUACAAGGUAAAGUAACAAUAAAAUUGAAAUGAAAAUGUUUUACAUGCAUUUUUUAGAUAUUUAUUAAGCACUUAAAUAUAUAUAUACGGUAAUUUAAACACCUCGUGUGUUGUUGAAACACGUGUAUUCAUCUUUCUUCAGGAAAAAGGAUUUCUUCUGCGAAGUUACAAGGAGUGUCAGACCCCGAAAUCCCCCAAAUCACUGGGCAAGUACUGUAUAAGUUAUAGUUUGUAGCAAAACAGUUUUCGUUUUCAAUGGGGCCUUCAAUAAUUGGCGUGCGUAAAUAACCGGACCGACAUUUGUACUUGUAGAGAAUCUUCUGCUCAAGCUACGACAUACGUACCAAGAAGUACUGAAAAAGGUUAGUAAAAUCGUUUUCAAACUUGAUAUUUAAGAGCUAGAAAUCUCAAAUAAUAUUUUGCAAUUCUAGAUUCUCCUUAUUACGUUUUCGUAGCGCUUUCCAUUGUGGUUAUAGUUGUAUCGCUGAUAAAUAUAGCAGUCUCGAAUGAAAAUAUUCAAUGUUUUCACAAAUAUUUGACAAGAAAAAAUCUCCACCCUCCACCACACUCCUCCUGCUUAGCAACAUUUUCGUGAAACGAAAUAUUCAUUAGUCAUUGCCCUUACGUCAAUAUUACCCACUGUGCCAUACCCUCGCUCCAACGUCCCUGUUUAUCCCUGUUUGAUUUCGGGUUAAGUGCUUGUAUGCGUUGUCAUGUGCAACACAAGCAGUACCGAAAAUAAAAUGGAAUGUCUUAAGACAUUAAGUAUAACUAAUUAACUAACUAACUAAUUAGGCCUACUUAACUUAUUAUUUAACUAAUUUGUGUUUCUUUUUCAGGCAAGAUGUGGAAGAAAGCACUAAAGAGGUAAUUAUAGAUUAAGCUUAAUGUGGUGCUAGGAAAUUGUUUGCAGCUGCAUGUUGCAAUUGAAUUCACAUAGUUGGUAGUUUGUCUAAAAGUGGAAAAAGGCCGAAAAACAAUAGUAUUGACUGCAUGUUGCAUUAUCAAUUUUACAGAGCUGUAGAUGAAGUUUUGAUAAUCUCCAGUGAUUCUGAAAGCGGAUCACCAAAUAAAAAGGAGUGAGUUGAUUUGAGUUUUUCCUUGGCUUCAACACUCUGUUUGGUUACUUAAGGUGGCUCAAUACAGUUUUUAUUAAAAAAUGGAAAAUUCAUGCUUUAGAUGCGUUUUUGUUGAAAAACAAAAAAGUACCUUAUUUAUAUAAAAUAACAUAUAUAAAAGAGUUUGAAUGUUUGCACAAAAGUUACGCAACUGUCGUUGCUAUGGCAACAAUGACGUUUCAAGAUGGCGGAUUGUUUGGCUUUAAAGUUAUAAUUUAACUCGUAAACGACAUCGGUGACCUUCAAAUUUUAUUUUAAAAACCAAUUUCGCUUAGUUUAUUGAAUCACGUUAACAAUUUAAAAAAAAUUCUGCAUUUUUAGAAUUACGUAAGGGUGAUUAUUCAUUAUAAUUUUAAAAUUGUCGACGUGAUUCAAUAUACUAAGAGAAAUCACUUUUAAAAAUAAAAAGUGGAGGUCACCGAUGUCGUGUACGAGUUAAAUUACUUUAAAGUCAAAAUAUCUGCCAUCUUGAAACAUCAUUGUUGCCAUAUCAGCUUUUGUGCAAAAGUGCAAGCUCUUUAGAUGUUGUUUUAUAUAAGUAAGGUACUUUUUGUUUAUCAACAAGUAAUAAUUGUCCAAAAAUACGCAUCUAAAUCGUGAAUUUUCCAUUUUUUUUAAAACUGUAUUGAGCCACCUUAAGUAGUAUUUAAAACACGAGAAGGAGUGUUUCAUCAUAUUUAAGACGCGAGGCGCAGCCGAGCGUUUUAGAUAUGAUAAAACGCGCGGAGUUCGAGUGUUUUCAAUAGCUUAAAAUACGACUACAAAAGAAUACUAAUUAGGAUGAACAAUUAUAUAAUCAUACUAAUUAGGAUGAACAAUUAUAUAAAGAAUACUAAUAAAGAUGAGUUUCAUCAUAUAUAAAGUUACUCCACGUGACAUAUUAUGGCUGACAUGAUUUGCUACAAGGUUUAUGAUUUUUUAAUGAGUAUUUUAAAUGUAUAUAUGUUUGUUAGCUUGUUACUUGGUAGCCUAUGGGCUUCACUGAAACGAAAAUGAACAAUGACAAAUAAUUGAAUAGCUGUAAUAUUGAAAUGUGAUAUUAAACUUAAGUCAAGAAAAAAAUGUGUUUCCAAUAUCCAAAACGUAAUUUAUUAUGUACUAUUUAAUAAACGAGCAAGAGUGUUUUAUUAGGUUGAAAGUGGCUUUGGACCCAAUAAAACACGACCUGCGAGUUUAUUAAACAGCUUCAAACACGACUACAAAUUCAAUAGAUAUAUUGCCUUAUUAGUAUUCUUUAUAUAAAAGAAUACUAAUGAGGACACGACUACAAUAUAUACUGCCUUAUUAGUAUUCUUUAUAUAAAGAAUACUAAUUAGGAGUGUUUUAUCAGGUUUAAAGCCACUGCACGUGACAUAUUAUGGUUGACAUGAUUUGCCAAUAAGCUUAUGGAUUAUUAAUGAGUGUUUGAAAUAGAUUAUAAUUAUUAGGAACGUCCAAAAUUGAGGGGGCGUAUCCCCCACCUUCAUGACGCCCUUGCACAAUCAGCUAGACCUUAAUUUGGUGGUUGUUAACAAGUUAAAUUUAUUUUGAGACAGAAAACGUUAGCAAACAAUAACCAAAAGAACAAAACGAAAUAAGUUGUCUUAAUAAAUGCCAAAAUUGCGAAACAAUACAUAGUCUAGCUGAGCAACACAAGCAAAAGUGAAAGAAGAAGAUCUGAAAAACAAUUAUAACAGUCUAAGUAUAAUGGGGCAGUGUUUUUUUGCAACAUUUGGUAACACGACCUCAGCCUCAUUGAAACUGGCAGCUGUGCCAAAAUGAACCCCAGAAAUGAAAAGAGCACCUCAAUAUUAGUAAAAGUGCAAAUAUGCAUCUAUUCAAUGAUAUAAAUAUAGAAGAAAUUGCAUUCAAUUUAAGAUUAAAAAUGUCACUGUUUUUGCGAUUGUAUGGAAAAUGCUAUGGUUGGAUAACACAUUUUAGUUUUGCGUUUUCAUCAUUUGUUUAUUUUUAUCUUUUAUUAUACGAUGGUUCUACUAUUAUGGCCUGAAAAAGGAUGAAAUCAGAUUCAAUUACUACGAUUUUGAGCGACACAGAAUUAAAUGAACCCUCGACGAAAAAUAAAAUUGGGGUCAAGUAAGUGCAGUUUGCAUAUCCAUGUUAGUCUAAUUAUAUACUGUAUGCCGGCGUGUAUACAUUUUUGGCAUGCAUGAAUUCUCACUUUUUGCUCACUGAUGAUAACUGGUACUAGUAUGCAACCAUAUGUUUCAAUUCCUGUUCUGUUAUUUUAGUGCUUAUGGAGGAAGCAUACGGCAACUGUUCAGGAACCCUCUAGUUUUACGAAGAGCAUCGUCACCAGUAAUGGGCCAAGUCCAAGUCAAAGUAAUUUAACUUAAAUAGCUUAAGGAUUAAGAAUAUCAACAGCCUGAACAUCGACAUUUCGAGGCAGAUACAGAUAGACUAGCUGUUAAAAAAAUUAACUAAAUUUAAUGACCACCAAAUAUCUUUUCACAUUUGGCCCUUUAACCAAACCUUUCUACAAGACCUUUCACAUAAGUCCAUGAUUCAUGAAGUUUUUCACCAGAUUUUAAGUUUUAAUAUGGGUAACGUUCUUAAUUUAAAUUAAUUAGCUGUGGAGUGGUAAAUAUCGCGGUGUGAAAUAUGAUAAUAUAGUUUGCUAUGCUGAGUGAUUUUAUUAGAGCGUGCGUGCCCAGGGUUUUUAAUCUGCUAGCUAGGAGGUCCAUAUCAUCUAGAGUCAGAACCUUCUAUUAAUCCCAUUGGCUGAUACUAAUGCUUUUGCACACAGGGUAGCGGAACUAUUCAAUUGAAAUGGUUAAUUGAUGAAAUUUUACUAUGUAGUCCGGAAAUUUUACAAUGUAGUCCGGUCAGAACUUUAGAUAAUCGACAUGCCCAUUUACGAUUGUUCUAGCUUACAGAAGUAUAGGUAACUACGCUUUAUAAUUAUGUCAAGGUCUUUAAGAGUUAAUUAUUCACUGGUGUAGAUAAUUCUAAACCUUAGGUGCCUUUUCUCAAUUCUAUACUUAUGUAAACUAGAACAGUGGUAACUAGGCAUGUCAAUUAUCUAAAACUGUGAAAUGGAUAUGAAAAAACUUUAGCCAAAUUCGUCUAUUAUAUGGAAACCAAUCCUAAUCGUCAACAAUUAUUCACUGUAGAAAGAAAAUGAUUUUCAAUCCAGAGGAAAAAUAUUCUCGCCAUUGAAAAUGGAGGAAGAGGAAAGUCUGGAUAAUCUUGAUGAGGAAGAGGAAAGUCUGGAUAAUCUUGGAGAGUAAGAGUUAAUUAAUUGCUAUAUAUUGUAAACAUUUGUCUAGUUUUUAGACACGUGCUCGUAUCUAAAAACAAAGGGUGAGCAGAGGGUGUGUCGGUCAGUUGAUCAGUCCCCACUUUACCCUUAUAUACUGUAUGAGGGAAAAUUUGAGUUGAUUAAUGCUUCUGGAACCAAAUAUGCAUGGCUGGGCAUGUGCAAGUUAUUUUGGGCCAAUAUAGCAUGCAUAAAAUAUUUUAGAAAAUGCAGUGUGAUGUGAUUACAGCAUUUCUUUUUUAGAACAGAAAGUACUGAUUCAUCUAGCAGCGAUUGUUCCAAUCCAGUGUUUUAUGACAAUGAUGAGAGUCUCCCAGUGCACGAAUGGGGAUUGGUCAAAGGGAAAACAAUUAUUGAAAUUGCUGAAAUUUUACUUAACAUCUCGAAAACAACGAAAGUCGCCACCACUGUACCAACCAACGUCAGUAAAAACACAACAUUUUUAAUUGAUGCCUCAUGUCUUGAUAAUAUAGAGGACUUAAAAUGCGAUGACCUUGGCGUUUGGCAUUGUACGGGCGUCAAAACAGACUUUUUUGAAACAAAAAGCAGAAAAGUUAAAAAAGUGGACACAAAGAAACAAUCAAAACCAGGAGUGUUUAAAUUCACGCGACGAUACUAUUCCAACGACAACGUUACUAGCCUGAAAAAGACCAUAACAACAGUGACUGAGGCUGAUCAUGUUUGUUAUCGCUACGCCUUCAUCCAAUAUAUAUUCACAGAUGGAGAGCAGACAGUGUGCCCAAGACCCCAUGCAAAAAACAAGACAAGCAACAAGCCUUACAUGCGCACUAAGAAAAGUACCUUGGAUAAAAUUAGAAACGAUUUAAGCACCCAUGACCCAAGAAAAAUUAUACACAAUGUUAUAGACGAUCUUGGAGGAAUCGAAAAAGUUAGGUCAGGAAGCGAUAUACCGAGGAACCGAAAACAAGUGUAUAACACUGUACAGUCUCUAUCAAAAUCAGAUAAGAUUUCUGAUCCGCUCGCUAACCUAAUGCAGAAAUGCAAGGAAGAAUUACGGGAUGAAAAAACUGCGUUGAUUCGCUCUGUUCAAGUUACUCCAGAACCUAUCAUAUUUCUUUCAACCGAACAGCAAUUAAAAGAUAUUGAAAGAUUUUGCACAAACCCAGAAAUGUUUUGUGUUCUCGGCGUUGAUGCAACCUUUGAACUUUGUGAUUACUACAUGACCUUUGUAACGUACCGAAACCCAAUGCUUAAAACAAAAAGUGGAAAUUCUCCAGCUAUUGUUGGUCCAGGGAUCCUACACAAAACUAAACUCGAACGCUCAUACCAGAUACUUGGAGCUGAAAUGGUGAGAUGGCACCCACCAUGCGCGGGCGUUCUUGUUCUAGGAAGCGAUGGAGAAUUGAAUAUGAUAAAUGCCCUGUUACGGACUUUUAGCAGUGCUGUACAUUUGAGAUGUGAUCUUCACAUGAAGGACAAUAUCUUGAGUAAGCUGUCUUCACUGGGCAUACCUCAUUCUCUAAGAAAAGAAUACAAGGCUGAUAUAUUUGGCAAAGGUGAAGAAGGAGGUCUUAUUCAUUGUUUAUCUCCACUGGAUUUCGACGACGCGUUAGGGAAAAUUAUUUCUACUUGGGAAGAAAGGCAUACCAAAGGAGCAGAAUUCGUUAAAUAUUUUGCCGAGAAAAAGGCGGCAGACAUGAAAGAAACGAUGACGGUCGAAAUACGCUCUCUUUGUGGUUUGGGAUUUUCACCAGAGGUGUACACUCAGAAUGCAAGCGAGUCCAUGAAUAGAGUGCUGAAAGAAGAAGACCAAGACUGUAACAACACGAGAAAGGCAAAAAAGUCGGUGUGUGACAUUGUCGAGCGAUUCCAGAAAGUUGUUAAAAGGCAAGAACAGGAGCAGUUUAUGUCUGUCAUGAGAAUAGGAGAAUACGAAAUCAAAGAACGUUUUAAAUCCCUAGAAAUUGGCGAGCGUUACUUCAGAAUGAACGAAAGACAAAAAGAGACUGUGAAAAAGAAUUUCUUCAACUGUUCUUUGACGGAUAAGAAAUUCGAAAACACUUUUGAUGAACACGUAUCUUUACCAACAGAAGAAGCAUUGUUAUCGGUUCAGAUAAAAGAUUUCAAAAUUGGGACUGUACCCUUUCUUGUCUUAAAUGACAUGUACCAGGAUGCAGCAAACCUCGUUCGAGGCGAGAAUACUGUGGUAAAAUCACCUAGUUUUGAACCUGAUGGUAAAAACGAAGUAUGGAUGGUCGCAUCGAGGCGCGCACCUGGAAAACCUCAUAAUGUCACUGCUAGCAAAACUGGCAGGGUGGUGUGCGACAAGGGAUGUGUUGGAUGGCCGCAAUACAGUAUCUGUUGUCACGUAUUAGAAGUGGCUGAGAAUCUUGGAAUUCUCAGAAAAUUCUUGGAAUGGCUCCAAAAAAACAAAAAAACAGGCUCCACUACAAAAAUGGCAAAUGUCGGCAUGCCGAAAACGAGUGGACAGAAAGCUAAAGCGACCCAAAAGCGUAAGGGGAAUGCAAAAUGUAUUUCAGACGUCACGACUACCUUUCCUUGUGUAAGUAGAGUGCCUGAUGUAAUGCCACCAGCAGAAGCAGUUCGAAGUGAUACAGCAACUAACAUCGCGACAACCAACACGGAAGUUUCGGCAGCGCUCUCUACUUCCAGCACACCAAAACAGCCAACACUUUGUUCACCGCAAAGCUUGCCGACGAUGGGCUUUUUCGGGUCGGCGUUAACGCAUUUUCCUCAACAUACAGCACAGCCAUUCUUUCCUAUUCCGCCUAUAAACACCACGUUUACGUCGACAUUUCCUCUUCCUGUACAGCAGGAAACAGCCAACUCGUCAGAACAAGGAAUUCAGUCUUCUCAACCAGCAUUUCGUCCACAAAACAACGGAAGACCAGAUCCAAAUCCUGGGUCAUUUGAAGUAACGUUGUUACAUCUUUGCGAUCCACGGGUACAAAAAUGUCACGGGUGCGGCCAACCAAUAAGAAGUCCUGGUAUGAUGAUUCCUCCGCCAGGUGACAUUAUUGUAGUAACAAAGAUGAGGCGAGAUUUUUUUCUAACAAGUGGAGAGAAAAGGCAAGGGAAGGUUGGCAAUGUGUAUUUUCAUUGCCAUACAGAUUGCAUUAGAUCAAAGUGUCCCUAUUUCUUUCCGUCACUUCUUUAUGUGAGAGCACGUGUCAGAAGUUUACUUUUGUCUGUUCACAGACAGCACUUAGUGACAUCGUUAGGAUUUGCUGUUUAGAAUUAGUUACUGACUAUACUGUAAUGAUCAAUAACUAAAACGAAAAUAAAUUGUUUUGUUGUUAUUUUCAUGCUUAUUCAUUUUUUGCGUUAAAGAAAUAUUCAUUGACAGUUGUGCAUUUUCCCAUAUUGGAUCCUUUUUUGUUCUUGCGGUUUCAUUAUAGUUAUUUUGCGCUAUAAUCCUGAUAAUAAAUAUCAUUUAAGGGUUUCAUAUCGACGGAUAAACUCAAAAAUCAAUAACACCAAUAAACUAAAAUCAACGGUAUUCUACUGGAAAGGACUCGGGAUGCCACGCCCCCUUUUCUUCAAGGUGAAUUUUGAUGCAGCUGUAUAGAACUUUGAUGCAGUAUACAUAGGUGUUGUCGUGAAAUAUUACGUGUUUCGUGUACUUUAUACUCCACGCAAUUCGGGAAAUCCCAACUUCAAUUACUCAAGAUUUCAAAAUUUUCCCGUUGUGCGCGAGACUCCUACAAGUGUCUCCCGCCAUCGGCGCUCGACAUUCCCCCUCCUGCGCCCCAUGCAAUUGUAUUACUCUGGUGGCACCACUGACUGACUGACCUCGUAAAGGAUAUUUAGGUGACAGAAGCUGGAAAGAGUUUUAGUUGCUACAUUCGAUAUUUUCUGCAUUUCCACGCAAACGAGAAAGAAUGUUGGCUAUAUUCUGCCUGUGAGUUUGUCAGUUUGUUGGUUUGUUCGCAUCAAACGUUUUCUUAAUCGCCUAGUAAAAUUCCUUGCACGUGCUCGAAAUUUAUUCAUUUUUGCAGAAAAAUUAGGGCCAAACAAGGACAACAAUACCACUGUUCGAAUCAGCGUGAAAACUUGUAUUUACGGAUGGAAAAUUGAUUUCAAAAUUGAUUUCUAUUCUUGCGAUUUAUGGCCUUUGGAGGACAAGCCGCUCAAACUAAUCCUUCAUGUUUUCCGAAUUCCUUUUUUCGAGGAAAGUUUUCUUUCGAAUUAAUCUCGGACUCUCACGAUUGACUUUUUGCUGCGCCUUAUCUCUGGUUUUAUGCACCCAAUAAGGACAAAAAUACCACCGUUCGAUUUAGCGUACGAAAUUGUACUUACGGAUGUCAAAGUAAUGUUAUUACUAAACAACAGAAUUCUAGCGAUUUUAUAUGGCCUUUGGAAGUCAAGCGUGAUGGCAUUGACAAAUCGCUCAAAAUUAUUAAACUAAUUAAAAAUGCAGUACGUUCGAUUCUUGGUAACUUUGGUAUCGUUGGUUUUUUCGCUUUCAGCCGCAUACCAGUCAAUUCGACUCAUUUUUCUCGUCAUUUUGAUAGUAUUUUGAGCCCAAACUAUUUUAUUUUGAAGGUUUUAAAGUGCAGUUUUAAUUAGCAAAAUUGUAUUGUUAACAAGUCGCUCAAAAUUAUUAAACUGGUUAAAAAUGCAGUUCGUUUGAUAUAAUAUUGGUACACCAGUAUAUUCAUCUCACUUUUCUCUUCAUUUUGAUAGUAUUUCAUGUGCUAAAACCUGGACGAUGGACGUCCAUCGUCCAGCGUCCAUCGUCCAGCGUCCAUCGUCCAGUCCAUCGUCCAGGUUUUAGCACAUGCCAAAUAAUAUCACUACAGUUCUCAAUGUCAUUAAUGUAUAAAAGAAAUAAUAAUGGACCAAGAAUUUAACCCUGUGGGACUCCUGUAGUAACAUUCAUUUCAGAUGACUUAUGCUGUUUAAUUUUUACUAUUUGAGUUCUUCCGUUUAAAUAAUUCAUAAACCAUUGUAGACAUGUUCCUCUGAUCCCAUAGUGUUGUAGUUUGGAGAAGAGAAUUUCAUGGUUUACCGUAUCGAAGGCCUUAGAAAGGUCAAGGAAAACUCCUAAUGUGUAUUUACUUUCGUCUAAAGCUUUUGAAAUUUUAUCGGUUAGAUUUAGUAAGGCGUCUUCUGUAGAUCUAUUUCUUCGAAAACGAUACUGAUGAUUUGAUAAUAUGUUAUGUUUUUCUACAUAGUUAAAUAGUCGUUUGUACAUAAGUUUCUCUAGUAAUUUUGUAAAACAUGUCAAAACCGAUAUUGGUCUGUAAUUUUCAAAUAGAUUAUUUUCAUUUGCUUUGAAAAUAGGAGUCACUAGAGCUAUUUUUAGAAAAUUUGGAAUUUUUCCAGUUAAAAACGUUGAGUUUAAUAUAAAUAUGUGUUAGAGGUUUAACAAUUUCUUCGCCUAUUUAUUUUAAUUUAAGUUAUUAAUUUCAGUCAGUAAUUCAUGUUCUGUUACAGGCUCAAAGAACAUGCUUUCGACAUAAUUACCACUAAGGUACCUUUCAUGUGAUAUAUUGUUGUUCUUCGGAAUUUUUUUGGCUAGUUGAGGACCAAUUUUAACAAAAUAUUCAUUAAAUUUGUUAGCAAUGUCAAUGGGAUCAGUAAUGUUCCUAUUUGAAUUUUUCUGUAAAAAAUUGUCGGGAAGUUUUUCUCUAGAUUUAUUUCUAUUUAGAACAUUUUUUAAUAGUUUGCCAUGUCAUUUUCGUAUCGUUUUCGUACUUCAAAAAUUCAUAAUAAUUUUUUUUCGCAGUUUUAAUAACAUGAUUCAGUUUGUUUUUGUAUUUUUUGUACACUGUUUCAUUUCUAUGAGGUUUUUUUAAAAAAGUUUUAUAUAGCCGAUUUUUCUUAGAUAUGGACCUAAAAACACCAACUGUCAUCCAGGGACUUUUUUCAUGAUCAAAAGAUUUGUUUUUCAUUUUUACAAAAGGAAAAUUCUUAUCAAUUGCUGCUUUUAAAUUAUUAUGAAAAAUGUCAUAGGAUUCACAAGGAUCAUUUGUUUGAAACGUGUGUGACCAUGAUAUAUUUUAUAUAGAUAUAAAGAUGAAGCGAGACUAUCGUUGAUAGUUCUUUUGUAUCGUGUUUUUACCGUUUUCGAUUUAUUUUUAUUUGUUGAUAAGGAUGAUAUAUGAAAAAUUGGAAGAUGAUCUGAAAUGUCAGAGAAAGUUAAACCAUUUAUGCCAGCUUCUACCUGUUCAAGGUCAUUGGUAAAAAUAUUAUCAAUUAAGGUUGCAGUGUGCUGGGUGAUUCUAGUUGGUCUAUUAAUAAGUGGAAAAAAAAGAUGAGGUCAAAAGUUGCCCACAGAAUCUAUUUGAAUAGUCACAAUUAUCAGUUUUCAGGAGAUCGAUGUUAAAAUCUCCCAUAAAAUAUGUUAUCUUUUUUGUUUUGUCAACUUCUGAGAGUAUUUCGUUCAGUUUAUUUUCAAACAUUUCAAAAUUACCACUUGGUGGUCUAUAGAUAUUACCAAGGAUAAUAUUUUUUCCAGUGGUUGAAAUUAUUCAAUGAAUAGCGUUUCAAUUAUUCCAUCCUCGUUUAUAUUUAGGUCAGGACGUAGUUUGUAGUGUAGAUCAUUUGAGACAUAAAUACCUAAACCUCCUCCUCUUUUACUUACUCGGUUUGAACAAACAAAAUUAUAGUUGCUUAGGCCGAAAUUUUCACUGUUUUGUUCAUUAAGCCAAGUUUCAGUUAAACUAAUUAUAGAAAAAGGUUGCUUCAAAGUAUUUAAUAGAUGUUUAAUAAAUGCGUCAAACUUGUUAGCUAUACUUCUAAUGUUAAGGUUUAGUAUACUUAAAUUUUUGUAGUUUCAUCAUUAAUUGUGGGAAAGUCGUUCGGUGGAUGAUAGUUGCAGGUUACGUAUUCUGAGUUUUCCGUUAAGAUUUAAAAUGUCAGUGUUAGUGUUAAAAGGGUUAAAUUUUAGUUGCGUUAGUCUAUCCGUAUCCUCUUUGCUCGGAAUCCGAUUAAAAUUACCGAAAAUAAAAUUAAAUUCUAAAUCAUCUAUUGAAUGAAAAGGAAGCGAAUUACUUAAAGUGCUACUGCAGCGAAUUUUUGGACCUAGUUUUUUUUAGCUUAAAUACAAAUUCAGUCUUUUAGAAGCAUUUUGAUAUAUAUUUGACCAUCAUGCGAUGCUUAGAAGUUGCCAAAUUUAACCUCUGAAGUUGGUUAUCGCGUGCGAACUUUUCCGUCGCCAUAUUGAUGCCGUGUGACGUCAUAAGAUGAACGGAAACGAAGAUAUGAAGGUCGUAUUUGCAGUAAAUUAUAUGGCGCGUCAACAUAUUGCAGUGGAAUUGUUGUCUGUUUCACUUGUUUAUGGCGCAGAUAACUUAUUUUUAAAAAUCGAAGAACAAGUGCUAUAUCUUAUUGUUUAUUUGACGGCGGAAUGAUGGUUAGAGAUUCAGAUAAUAGGGUCAGUACUGCAUCUGGAAGUCAACGAGUAUGGACUCGGCUAAGUGACUAAGUCGGCUUUGAAAUACGAUGAUGAACCAGUUGCCUAAACAGCUUUUAUACAGCUUCACUAGACGAAGUGAUAGAGAAAUUAUAUAACGCCGCUGCAGAUAGGCAACUACCAUCUGUGACUGUGUUGGAGCAAUCAAGCGAUGGUACAAUACCUGUAAAAUUAGUGGUAAGUAGAUCCUUUUUAUUGCAUGUAUGUAUAUAUAAAUUGUAUUGUGCUCGCCUCGAUAUUGUGUCUGAACACAUCUGGUGUAUUUGUGUGUGACAAAAAAUAUAAAAACGUUUAUAAACACAAACAUAUUCAUAGCCUAAUAAUUCGCAAUACUCAAAAUGAUUUUGAUUUUGUUUUCAAUAGAUAGCGAUAUGUGUAAUUGGCAAUUACGGGCUGUGGUUCUAUUGAUGGCUAUAGUUUUACUUGGAUGGGAAACAGAAGAAAAUAAUUUCCAACAACAAAGACACAGCUGCCUUACGUUUGAACAGAAAAGCGGUCGACUUUAGUUGGAUUAGGCAGAUUGUGACUGAAUCAGUUAACCAUUGAGUCAAAAUUGUGCCACUGUGCAAUAUCACAUUUACUGUAAUAUUUUGAAAUUAUAUUAAUCUUCAAAGUCACAAAUAUAUUUCUCACAUAAUAGCGUACCAGUACAAUAUUAUACUAUUGUAUUAUUAUAUUUAUUGUUAUUUUAUACUAUGCAAUAUGUAUUAUUGAUAUGAUUGAAUAUAACUCCAAUGUCAUCGUUUCUCUCAAAAUAACAUCAGAAGUCUUGACGAAACUAGGUCAAGCCGUCAAGGCAUGCUGAAUUGUUGUCUUUAUUUCAAUCUCAAGAUGCUCUGGACAAGAAAGUAACUUAACAGGAGAUAGCCGGCUUUUUACAACCACAAAUGCUCUAAAACAUAAGAAAUGUUCAACACUUUAGACCAACAAUAUAGCAUCAUUUGCGCAAAAUAUUCACCAUGUGUCAGUGUGCGAACAUAUUAAUUUGUACUUCACUAUAAUAUAUACCUGAAUUAUUUGCCUUGCGUCUGUUAGUUGUACUUGUACUUUAGCCAGGGGAACAAUUCUAGCCAUCGAAAUUGUAUAAACAGUUUCUUCCUUCAGUAUUCUUUCCAUUUUACGAGGUUUUGUCGAUGAAAAUAAGAUAUAGCACGAAUCUUCAAGACGGGGUCAAUCAAAACACUACUAGGUUCGCAGAUGCGUGAAAACCCGCGGUGAAUGUUUACGGAUAAAAUUCACUGCCUUUCUUUCACUCUGUGGAUCUGUUUCUUUGUUGGGAAAUGGAUGCAUGGGUAUUCCUUCAGGCUGUUCAGAAUUCGUGCAAUAAUCUAAGUUAGAACUGCCAGAAACACGGCCUUCGUCUCCGCGUUUGUUGGUUUUACUAUAAUUUUAAUACGCCAUGAUAAAAUCGUGUUCAUCUUAUGACGUCACAUGGCAUCAACAUGGCCGAUCAAAAGUUCGCACAGGAAGUGCCAAAAAUGGCCACUUUGGAAGGCUAUAAAAUCGGUUUGAAUUGACCAAUUUCAAUUCCGUUUGUGGUAAACAGGUCAGGAAGGAAAGCACUUUUAAUUAAGCUAAAAAAAUGAGGGUCGAAAAAUUUGCUGCAGUAGCACUUUAAACAUGUGUCGCAUAUAUCAAUUUCCGUUUGUUGACAUCCGAGAGUUAAUAGGUAGUUACGAUCUACGACGCGGCCGGCUCGACGACGCGCUUUCAAAACAAAGAAAUUUGGUGUUUCCACAAACAAUAGUAUUAUGUGUUUUAUCGCCAUGUAAACCUACAAAGAACCUACAAAGAAAUUUGUCAUGCAAGACAAAAACUGUCAAUAAUUUGUGGUCCCAUGAGUAUUGUCAAACGCGUUGUCAUUCUCAACACAACGUUAGACAAUUAAGCAUUAUUACGUCUUUCAGGCAACGCGAAAGCUUAACGCGACACAAGAGGUGGCUAAAAGUCUAAAUUACAGCAAACAUUGCAUCGCUUUAGCCGAACUUAGCAUUUUGUAAGGUUAUUUGAAAGAGUCAAAUAUCUAUUACAGUAAUCGAAUUGCUUAGCGCUCAUUCUUGAGCUAAAAUUUAGACCGCGUCGUUGAGCCGGCCGCGUCGCAGAUCGUAAACUCCCUAAUUUCAUACACGCGGUGCGCGCAUGAAACCAUCCCCCGCAUGUCAGACAAUUUAUAGUUUUUUUCUUUUUACCUCAGUAUAGUAGAACAGGUAAAACAAAAUUUCUUACCUAGUGUUAGACUUGCCAUAUCUUGUGUAUAUUAGUAGUAUAAAAUAAGUUCGAGGGAGUUAUAGUAUUGAAAAUGUUAGUUUUGAUGCGCUUGAGGUUUGACUAUGAUCCCUCUUCCCCCUGUUCAAUUUUGUAAGGCUAAAAUGUGUAUAAUAGUCGGAUUGGUUUUGUGUUUUAUUGUUUUUCAAUAAUUUUCCCGCGAGUCAAUGCAACAUUGAAAGGGAGGAAGAGAGUUUUGAACGAGAAUUUGGCGAUUAUAGAAAACUAACGAAUGUAAGUGUCCCACUUUUCACUGUCACUGACUCUAGAAAUCUUUUUCAACAGAUUCAAGUACAUAUUUUCUCUACCCAUGGCUUUUGGGUAGCAUCAUCAUGUUCCGCGCAUGCGUGUAUGUUUCUCCUUGACCUUGACCCCAAUCGUGAACCCUAUUGUUCCCGAAACAUGAGGGUAUAAGCGGGGUUUUUUUCAGGAAUUGCAAUAUUUCAAAAUCCAGGCUUGGAAAUCCUGAAAAAUCAGUUUUAGUCAUGGAAAUUAAAAUUUUACGUGUACAAAAUUUUUACUUGUUUCAUAUUUCUUAGUCAUAAUAAAAAAACAUGAAUCACAGUACUGUAAGUAUUUUUGCGAGAAAACUGUGAAUCAGUGAAUGGUAUAGUUUCGGUAAAACAGCGUAUGAAGGUUUGACCGCGGUAUUUUCAUUAUAUAUUGCGCCUUUAUGUACGUUACCGUAACAAUAUUUCAGAAUUCCAGGUCAUGGACGUUUCUUGAAAAAUGGUCUUGGAGAGUCAUGGAAAAAUCAUGGAAUUUUGAAUGGGACAAGGUGUACAGUAUGAACCCUGAGUUUAGAACGAUAAGCUAUAAAGUAGAAGUGAAUAUGGUUACCUAAAGUAAACAUUCUUCCAUUUCCUAAAUCUUCGUUUUUUCUCUAUUGCAACGUCAACUUUUUUCUCUACAUUUUCAAUGUCAACCGUUUACUUUAUUUCGCCCCAGCUGUAACUUGGCGGUCAAAGAAUGCAUCGGCAAUUCCGCGAAUGUUUCAAAUGGGAUUUAGGAGCGACCUCAGAGGAGGAAUGAGGGUCUUCCCACAAUGCAUUGCGUCUCAUUAUUAUUCACAAUUACGAUUUUCAACGAACGUAUGGCGAAAGGUUGUUGAAAUACAUUGCGAUUUUGGCUUCGUAUAUCUCGUUUUUUCGAAGGUAUGUUUUUAUAUUUGUAUUAUUUAAGAACCUAAUUAAACUAUUUUUGACUUAUUUGGUACAGGAAUUGCUUUUUAGUUAUGCUAAUUACGUAUUGUAAUUAAGCUUGUUCCGGGUCAGUGGACACGCCAAUAAAAUGACCUUGAUAUAAUGCAGAAGCAAAUUCACUUUUUUUUUAGGAAAAUAAAAACAAAACACGUCAUCGAAUUCGGGAAGAUUUAUUUUUUCUACUGUUACUUUAAAACAUGAAUUUGCUCCACUAAACCGACGAGUAAUCGCGGUUUGAAAAUGGGGUACUUUUGCUAUAUUCUACCGCCGAUGGCGGAAAUAGACCGCCUGAUAUAAAUCAUCAUGGCGCGAAGGAAAUUAUUGUACUAUAAACACUAUUUUCCAUGAUAUAUAAUUUUGAAACAUACGCAUAUAUGUUCGUACAUAUUUCCCCCAGGGAAACCUAAUAAUAAAAGACACAGAAUUUCUCGUUUGAAAAAUUCAACAUCAAGCCGAACUUUGUUUCAGAGUCCAAAGCCAAGGUGUAUUUAAAAGUACAAAUGUUUUUACAAACAUAUUAAAAAUACAGUAUGAUUACACAAAAACAUUGUAUAUUUUUAAUGAAACAAUAUGUUAAUAAUGGGGGCUUGAGUUAUUAUCAUAGUGACAGUAACAUUGUAUUUUAAUGCUUUUUUGCCUGGGAGAAUUUCUGUGCAUAGGCAUAUGAGGCUGGUGGGGGCUUGCAACCCCUCCAGUCAGUGUUUAGUUGGGCAGAAUUCUGCUUUAAAAAUUGGGCAAUUGUUUUAAGAUUGACUUUAAACAGUAUUUCUGCUAGUCUGUAUAGGAGAUGUAUUCCUUCUAUUUUAUACCUCUUGUUCACAAACCAAGGGUGGGUUGACUACAAAAUUUUUGUAGUUCGCUAUAACUACAGCUACUUCAAAAAUAUGUAGUCAGCUACAACUACUGCUACUUUUGAACAAAGGUAGUUCGCUACUGACUACAGCUACUGCUUAAAAAAUGUAGCGAACUAUUUCGCUAUUUCGCUACUCUAUUUUUUUAGUUUUACGGCAUUUGGAGCAUCCACUAGCUCAGGCUGUAAUAUAACCUGCAACAAAUCGACUUACGAGUAGCAACAGUAAACAAAGAGGUUUAAAGCAACAUAUUUAUAAGCACUACAGUGUUCAGGAGUGCCACUUUUCAUUGCGUUAAAAUAAUCUUUACUGUAUAAAAUAAUCUUAUAAGCAAACCGUGUCUUAAUAUCGUUCUAUUCUAUGAACGAUUGCUAACAAUUUUAAAAGUAGCGAAUAGCGAUUUGCUGUUUGAAAAGUAGUCAACUACUUGGCUACUUUUAGGCAAAAUGUAGUUCGCUAUAACUACAACUACUCUUUUAAAAAAGUAGUCAAAAACUACUGGCUACUUGAAAAUUGUAGUUCGCUACAGUAGCGAACUACAACUACUUCGCUACUACCCACCCUUGUCACAAACUCAUGACAAUGUUGGGCAAUUUCUAUCCACCCGUACGCCAACAUUAUUUUUCAAUGCUGGGCAUUCCAGAAAACCUAUAGUACACAAAUUUCCUGGAGAAGCAUGCACACAAUCCGGAUCCUGGUAAAAAUCCAUGAGUUUCUUUGUUGUUGUCUAUUUGUGCUGGCACUAACAUUGCCCCUCUCACUUUUGCUGUUUGUUUUGUAGUUUCUUAUCAGAAAGAUGAAACGACUCCUCCAAAGAAAUUCCCAGUUAAACUUCAUAAAUGGACAUUUGAGGAAGAUAAAGCAUUCAUUGAAUUCAUAUCUGUUGCAGAAAAUCAUGCAAAUCAUUACGAUUGAAGAGGUUUACCAAUCAUGUAAUACCUCUAGAUUGUUUUAAUACAUCAUUAAGCUACAGCAAAAGCAUCACCUUUCAUAUACUGUAUCAUAUAGCAUCCAUGUGUACUGGUGAAAUGAAUGUGUGCAAUAUUUUAAAAUUGUAUGCAUAAAAUUUUAUUUUUAAAAACAUUUUAAUUAUCUUUAAGUACAGCAAUAUUAUGUUAAUAUUUUUUCGAUUUUAAAAUAAAUAAAUUUUAUCAACAUCAAUUAUGUAGUGUGUGAUCUUUUUAUUAAUUUGUGAUGAGCAAGGGAAGACUAUACUCUGAAUAUAAGCCCCCCCGUGUAUAAGCCCCCCCCCCCUCCUCAUGUAAGCCCAGUGCUUUUAGGUGGAGGUUUACGGUAGAUAGUCAAAAAACUGCAGAACUGAUAAGAUGGUGUCCAUAGGAUACAAUACUUAUGGUAUAAUCAGGGAAGUGACAAAAACACAUGCAGUACAGGAAAACUGGGGUAGGGCCAAGACUGUACCAUUAGAAGCUCCCCAGCUCUAUCCUUACAAAUAAAAGAAAUAUCAGUAUUACACCAGACACCAAUAAACAAUUUUUCAGCUUCUGCUAAACAUUUUCUUUCAAUAUUUUUUAACCCAUUGAGUGUCAGCACUCUCCCCCUGAUGAGUAAAUAGUCUAGUGUUAGACAGUAAAAUAAUCUGGCGUUAGACAGAGUAAAAUAAUAGACAACUGGUUGAUCAUUUGAGCAUAGAGAACUGGUUGAUCAGUAUAAAUCCUUGCAAUGCAUCAAACAGUAGUCAAUACAUUUAUAUAUAGUGUUGCGAUAGUGUUGAAUUUCCUCCAUUUCAUUCUUUACAACAAUGCUAACCACUGGGCGCUUCUUCCAUCAUUCGGUGUGUAUGAAUGUCUGUCAGGGCAAACAGAGUUUAUUGGUAAAUUAAAACAGUUAUACAAUCAGUUGGCUGAUGUAAUUCUGUUGGUGGAAGUACACUAUCCAGCUCAUCAUCUUGACUAUCUGGGUCACAUGGUGGGAUUGCUUUAGAUGUUGGUGAUGUUGAAAUGUCAAACUCCCACAACAUAACAUUGCUAUAUUCUUUGUUUAUACCUCCUUCCCGUAGAUCAUUAGGGUCGAAGAACUACAUGAUAUGAAAUAAAAAUACGUUUAAUACUGCUGUAUUUAUACAACAUAGGAGCACUUUUAUAUUUAUAUUUUUAUAUAAAAAUCAUCUCACCUUAAAAACACAACUAGAGUGAAUUUGUACCAGUGGAGGACUACCGCAAUCUGCGAACAUUUCAUCAAUUUUUAUCCCGUUAACCACAGCUGGACAAAGGACUAUUCUUCGAACUAUCUGUAUUAAAAACUAUAAACAUGAACCUCACGACAUUCAAGUUCAUCACACGGUAAUUCUUCCGGAAUCAAGAUUAAAGGCUGUUUUGACACACAGUGAACACACAGAAGCUCGUGUCCACCCAAAAACGAAGCUUUCUUUCCAUGCAUAGUGCAAAAAUCCACCAUUUUACAAUUUUUUUUCGAUAAAUCUUUUCUGAAUCUUUUGAAACCUCAAGGUGUACCGGCACAGCGAAAGCCGACCGAACAAUGACGGCGCAGAGCGAGAAAUCGAUAUUUAAAAAACCGCGUUGCAUACCGGUAUAGUCCUCACUCCUCCUCUGGAGCGGCCCAUUAGAAAAGUGAAAGAGGAUGGGGGGGGGGGACCAAAAACAAAUCGCGCAGAGGAAACAGAAAAAAAAAAUUCGUGCACCAAGAAAGUUUGAAAAAAGGAUUGGUGCAGAGACUUUUCAAUAGGGCAAAUUAUAAGUACUAGAUAAAACAUGAGCAGCCGAUCUUAUCGUACUUAAAAAUGACCCAUCUUAUGAGUUCAUUGGCGAAGUUAUUUUAAAAAUAAACAUUAUCUAAGCCGAGAAAAUCAAAGCUGAAGUUUAUGUAAAUCAGGACAAAUCUUUAUCCGAUUUACAAACAUUCAUUUCUUUAAUUUGUAUUUUCCUCGUGAAUUAUUAAUGAAUUUUUUAAGUUGAAAUAAAAGAAAAUUCGUGCAAGGGACUAUAUUUAAAAAAAAAUUAUCGACACAAGCAAAAAAAAUUACAAAAAUAUUCGUACAAAUUUAAAAAAAACCUUUUUAAUUGUCCGCACUUUGUGUUUGAAAUUACCAAGUUACACCUUUGUAUUACCACGUUACACCGGCCUACAGGACAGGAGGUAAUUGAAUUUGAUUCUCUAUUCUUCAUUCCUGUGUUUUAGGUGGGAGCAACCUGCCCAGUACUUAG
Messenger RNA from Paramuricea clavata, 24973 nucleotides. The record is from the annotation of a GenBank genome assembly. NCBI's taxonomy places the organism in Eukaryota, Metazoa, Cnidaria, Anthozoa, Malacalcyonacea, Plexauridae.